GAUGUACAAAACCCCGCGAUAAGGGAAUUGGUGGAGCCCAGCAGUGAGCAGUCCCAUUCCGCAGGCCCACCACGGUUCCACGCCUCCAGGUCAGCUGUGCAAGCAAGUUGUCUACGCACUUUGCACUUCAGUAAUUGCAGCUGUAUUUACAAAUUCUGCUAAGACGACUGCGUAGGGGCGCUAGUGUAGCGAAGGAGUUCGGUCGUCGGAUGCGUUUGUAGCAGCAAAGAUGCAGUGCCUAGAUAAAAGCAGGAUGAUGCAGGCUAGCUCUCGCUGCGCGUCAGGUUCACGGAGCGUACCUGCACGCGUCUCCUCACGGGCCAGCGCUGUCAGCGUGCGCUGCACCAUCCAGGAGGCCCGCCCGGCGUCCACACCUGCCGCCGCCAGCACCCCCGCGCUCAAUGGCGUCGCGUCCCCUGUCGCCGGCGCCGUGCCGCCCAUCGCGCUGCCACGUGGAGCCGUGCCCAACCGGCCCAUCCUGGAGGUUCCGGACUGGGAGAACCAGUACCGGCGCCACACCGCCUCGGCGCGGCACGGCAGCGCCGGCACGCCCGGCUCGCUCAGCCGGCUACGCCUGUUCUCGGGGACAUCCAAUCCGACCCUGGCCACCGAGGUGGCUCACUACCUGGGCCUGGAGCUGGGCAAGAUCAAGUGCAAGCGGUUCGCGGACGGCGAAAUCUACGUGCAGGUGCAGGAGUCCAUCCGCGGCUGCGACGUGUUCCUGAUCCAGCCCACCUGCCCCCCCGUGAACGACCACCUCAUGGAGCUGCUCAUCACCAUAGACGCCUGCCGCCGCGCCUCCGCCAGGUCCAUCACCGCCGUCAUCCCCUACUACGGAUACGCGCGCGCAGACCGCAAGGUCCAGGGCCGCGAGUCCAUCGCCGCCAAGCUGACCGCCAACCUGAUCACCGAGGCCGGCGCCGACCGCGUGCUGGCCAUCGACCUGCACAGCGGCCAGUGCGUGGGCUACUUCGACAUACCCGUGGACCACGUGUACGGCGAGACGGUGAUCCUGGACUACCUGGCCUCCAAGCGCAUCGCCACCGGGGACCUGGUGGUGGUGUCGCCCGACGUGGGCGGCGUGGCGCGGGCGCGCGCAUUCGCCAAGAAGCUCAACGAUGCGCCGCUGGCCAUUGUGGACAAGCGCCGCUCGGCCCACAACGUGAGCGAGGUGAUGAACCUCAUCGGCGACGUCAAGGGCAAGGUGGCGGUGCUGGUAGACGACAUGAUCGACACGGCCGGGACAAUCACUAACGCCGCCAAGGUGCUGCAGAAGGAGGGCGCGCGCGAGGUGUAUGCCUGCGCCACGCACGCCGUGUUCUCGCCGCCCGCGGUGGAGCGCCUGUCCAGCGGCGUGUUCCAGGAGGUGAUUGUGACCAACACCAUUCCGGUGCCGCCGGAGAACGUGUUCCCGCAGCUCACCAUCCUGUCCGUAGCCAACCUGCUGGGAGAGACCAUCUGGCGCGUCUACAACGCCGCGUCCGUGCAGGCGCUGCGGGACUAGAUAGAGGGCGCUGGGGCGUGGGGUGAAGCGUGGGAUGGAGGGCGUGCGGCGCCGGCGGCUGGCGACCGGCGGGGAAUGGAGCUGGAGGAGGAGAGGCAGUGAGCGGAGGUGACCAAGGGCCAAGGGAGGCGUUGAAGGGGUGCAGGCAGCGAACAGAGCCGGGCUGGCGAGAGCGGCUGCGACGGCGCCCGCAGGGCCGCUUGCAGCCGAGGCAUGCAUGGAGGAAAGGCGCGGCGCGGAGGCUGUGCUAUCGGAGCUGGCGGGCAAGGCAGCUGCUAGUGCUGCCGCUUCGCUCACCGUGACGGCAGCUGCCGCACAGGCGCCAGGCGGUUGCCAAGCUUGGGGCUGGCCGCAGCUUUAGAAGCGGGUGGCUGCAGCGUUGCGCUGUGUGCUCUGGAGGCUGCUGGGCAGCGGGAUGGAAAGAUCUUGGAUGUUUGUGUUUGACAGGACGCCCGCGCUGGCGCGGGUAGACUGUUAGUUUAGGACCACACUGCUGUUUUACUACGACGGAACUCUGGACGUGACGACACACAUCCGUAGUUGGCGCACCUGCGCGGAGAGCGUGGAAGGGAGCUGGAGAGCACUCGCGAGUCGCGGGGUUUGGCACAUGGGUGGGUCCGGGGCCCAGGAGGUGCACGGACACAAAGUGUAUAUGGCCGGCAGUAGGCGCCAUGGGGCAGCAGGGCGUGCGAUCUAGGGUGCAGUGGACCCAGGUGGCGCCGGGGGGCAGGCAGGGGCGCGCACAGCCGCACACGUUGCUAGUAGCUGUGCACAAGCGACGCGCACACGAGUGUCAGGGCGGCCAGGUAACUCUUGGCAUGCGGGUUGGGCGACGGCGUUUUACCUUCGUGCGUGACUUGGGAACAAAUGAAAGACAUGCGCGUGUGGUGGUAAUAAAGCGGUGAGGAUACCGACUUGGGUGUGGCAGGAACACUGCCCUCGGGCGGUUGUGGAUUGCCCCGGCGCGUGGAUGGGUGGGUGUCGGCUGCAAGGGCCAAAAGUGCGCAAGUUUGGAGCGGGGAUUCGAGGAAGGGCAGCGGCCCCAACCGUUGGCGUGUGCCGUGUAAGGCUGUAAGCGUUGUUCCCA
Messenger RNA from Chlamydomonas reinhardtii, 2591 nucleotides. RefSeq lists its product as uncharacterized. Bases 254 to 1504 code for a protein of 416 amino acids. The record is from RefSeq and is a predicted model, not a curated record. Gene Ontology annotation, molecular function: ribose phosphate diphosphokinase activity; magnesium ion binding. The transcript is spliced from 11 exons. Gene Ontology annotation, biological process: purine nucleotide biosynthetic process; 5-phosphoribose 1-diphosphate biosynthetic process. Lineage: Eukaryota; Viridiplantae; Chlorophyta; Chlorophyceae; Chlamydomonadales; Chlamydomonadaceae. Gene Ontology annotation, cellular component: ribose phosphate diphosphokinase complex; cytoplasm.